This is a messenger RNA of Babjeviella inositovora NRRL Y-12698, 1440 nucleotides long. Its product is annotated as ubiquitin-specific protease. The transcript has a single exon. The record is from RefSeq and is a predicted model, not a curated record. The coding region runs from base 1 to 1440 and encodes 479 amino acids. NCBI's taxonomy places the organism in Eukaryota, Fungi, Ascomycota, Pichiomycetes, Serinales. Gene Ontology annotation, biological process: protein deubiquitination. Gene Ontology annotation, molecular function: zinc ion binding; cysteine-type deubiquitinase activity.
AUGACUAUCGCUCGCACAAAUACCCCAGGGAAAUCGGUCCCUGGAAAGACAACCCCGGGAAUAGCGGCACCCGCGUCCACGCCUGCUUCCGCGUUUCCGCGCGCGGCGUUCGGACCGUGCUCACACCUCACGCAGGUUCUCGGCACCGCAACGGUGCGCACGCAGUUUCUUAAACAGUAUGCGCUUGGCGUGCGAGUCGCAAGGUUUGUUACGCGUGGUGCAGAUGCGACCACUCUGGACCACGCACUCCAGGCCGCGCGCGCGGCGACGCUCAAGUGUCACGAGUGCGCACUGGCCACGACACUCCUCUUUCUCUGUCUCCAGUGCUCCUACAUCGGUUGUGCCGCACACUUCCCCCGCCACACAGACACUUCGGGGCACGUGUUUGCGGUGGACAUCCUGACGGGGUUUCUCAAGUGCUUCAAGUGCGGCGACUUCAUCGGCGCGCACGACCUCGACGCAAACGCCCAUGACGACACUAACUGGAUUGUGGAGCACUCACGCCUACCAUCCUAUAAGGCCACCACGGGUCUUCGUGGGAUGGUCAAUAUGGGUGCGACGUGCUUCAUCUCCUCGGUACUUCAGACCCUCAUCCAUAACCCUUACGUGCGCAACCACUUUCUUGCGGGCAGCCAUGCGGACUGCUGCGUGGAAAACUGCAUCACAUGCUGCGUGGAUGAAAUCUUUACCGAGUUUUAUUCCAAGUCUGAGGUCAACGGCUAUGGGCCUACGCGGUUGUUGACAGUUGCGUGGAAAACCAAGCGUGCGCUAGCGGGCUACAGCGAGCAGGACGCGCACGAGUUCUGGCAGUUCAUCGUGGAUGAAAUACACCGCGCACGUGUUCGUGACCACGCAAAAGGCGCGCACGGCGAGGUCUGCGAUUGCAUCACUCAUUCCACGUUCCGUGGUGAGCUCCAAAGCACCACCACGUGCGGGUCGUGUGGGGCGAGCACCGUGACGGUCGACCCCAUGCUCGACCUCUCACUCGAGAUUCCCGCAUCGCGUGCGCCCACACUUGCGUCGUGCCUUGAUAAGUUCACCGCGGAAGAGCAUUUGGAUGUCCAGUACCCGUGCUCGCGUUGCGGCGAACGCGCACGCGCGAUUUCAAAGCGGCUCCGCGUGCAGACGCUCCCGCGAGUGUUCGGCGUACAGCUCAAGCGCUUCGAGCACAACGGCGCGUCUACCAAAAUUGAAACCCAUGUCGCAUUUCCAUUGUUUGUUGACUUGGCACCGUACACGCUUGCGGGAGAGACCGCGACGUACGAGCUUUUCGCCCUUGUAGUUCAUAUCGGGAGUGUGCUGACGGGGCACUAUAUCAGUGUGAUCAAAAGCCAGGGCCAAUGGUUCCGAUUGGAUGAUUCGAUGGUGGCGUUGGUGACCGAGAAGGAGGUUUUGCUGAUGAAGGCGUAUUUGUUGUUCUAUGCUGUACACGUGGUAUAA